CGUUGAAUUUAACGGUCGGUUUGGCAGUGAAAGUGGCAGAAACGUUGAAGUCUAUUGUCUCAGAACAGCACAGAGAAGUGUCCAGUACGUUGUCAUAAAAACAUCAUAAUAAAGUCAAAUAAAAAGUGAACUCGUAUAACAAGUAAUAACAUUCGAUAAAGUGCCGCUAACUAAAGAAGUGAUUGAGUAAAUUCGUUAAAAAAAUAUUAAAAACUUAAGAAAACAACAGAAGUUCAUUUAUCUACUAACAGGCAGUUGCCACGGAGUCUCAUCGUCUUCAAGCAGCUGCGCACUUCCGGCAACAACAGCUGGAUGCACACCAACAAUUAGCUGAAAGCCAACACGAGAGCAAAUAUUGUUGCCGCAUUAAAUUCAAUUCCGUGGAUUAUAAUCAGUGUAAAGUGAAGGACUGUGGCCAAAUGGACGCCGCCCAAACAAACGAAAAACAAUUAAAAGCCGGAAAUUAAGUUGUAAACUGAAAGCGAACGAGCAACAAAAAAUGUGAAAAUCCGAAAAGUGCAAAUCAAAAGCGAAUUUCAGUGCAGCCCAACGACGCUCGGAUCGAGAGUCAAACACAAAUUUUGAAAUUUUCUGGCCGCUUAUUAGGGGCCAACAACUCGAGUGGCGGCAGCCGCUGUGGCUGAUGAGCGUACCCGCCGAACAUUCAAAGCGAUUUGUUCCCACAGCGCGCAUUAAUAAUUCGCAUAUUCCCCAAUCGCUAACUGUAAACAGUCUCUGUGCCCCGGCCGACAAGCGGCGCAGCGUGUGAAGUUGAAGUGUUUAUUGAAUGAGCCGCAAAUGUUGCCUGUCUGCGAGUGAAAGAUACUGCCCGACCCCGAUCAUGUUGCUGCGCCAAAUGCCCAACGGCCUGUCAGCCACUGCACGCAAAAUGACAGAGCGGCCCGCAGACGCAAUCAUAGGACACGGAAUUAGACAGUCGCGAAAGCGACGUCAGAGCGGAUGGACCGCCCAGGCUAGAAACGGUUUGAUCUGGCAUGCAAUUGUCUUGAUCCUCACUCUCUCGACCAUGGAGCUGGUUGAGUGUGCGCUGAGAAAUGUCAAUUUAAUCAUUGAACCACCGGCGGUGCGUCAGGGCCAGCAUGUUGUGCUACGUUGCAUGUACGAUCUGGAGGGGGCACCACUCUACUCGGCCAAGUUCUAUCGCGGUCAAUUGGAGUUUUACCGCUAUACGCCCGGCGAGUUUCCCAAUACAAAGGUGUUUCCAUUUCCUGGAAUCCACGUCGAUGUAACAAGCUCAAAUGCCACUCAAGUACUCAUACGCAACGUUGGCUUCGGCCUUUCUGGGAACUUUUCGUGUGAGGUGACCGCCGAUGCGCCGCUUUUCUCCACAGCCACUGCACUGGCCGUCCUGCAGGUUGUAGAACUGCCCGACAAACGUCCUCAAUUGUAUACGGAGCACACACGAUAUGAGCCCGGCGAUGUUCUGCGAGCCAACUGCAGCACGCCGCCGUCUCGUCCACGUGCCGAGUUAAAGUUCACAAUUAACAAUAUGGUGAUAACAAAUGCCGAGACCCAGUUUAUUCGCACAAUUGAUAAUCUGAUUGCAUCACGCAUCUCGCUCAAGCUGCAGCUGCAGGGCGUGCACUUCUCCAGCGUUAAUCCGGCAAUUUAUACCAGUCCAUACGGCGUGAACUCUGUGUAUGGCCAUGGCGGACCCAUGUAUUUGCCCAAUCCGGGCGGCUUGGUGCUGCGCUGCACCGCACAGAUUGGCGACCUCUAUCAGGAGUAUAAGGAAAUUGAAUUGGGCACCCCACAAAAGGAUCCGGUACCGGCACGUGUUACGCUCUCAUCCGGCUCGAGCGUGAAAAACUUCUUCACCACGUAUUUCUCCUCAUCGGCGGCAUCCCGACGCGUCGGCGGCGUCCAGUUGGCGCCCAUUACAAUGACGAUGAUAGCGCUUCUUAUCAGUGGCGGCGCCCUGGUUGGCCACAUGAUCCGCGAGCUCGUGGCACAGCUCAUUCGACUCGACGACCGCCCUGCUAUCGUGCAUUCCAAUUCCAGUGAGAGUCGUCUGUCCACGUCCACGCUGCCCCGCCUACAAGGCGCCACUGCAGCGGCUGGCCUGGCCAGCUCUGGGCUAAUUAACUUGGGCGCUAGCCAUGGGCAGCAGCUGGAGCUACUUGUGUGUGUUACAAAUUAG
Messenger RNA from Drosophila hydei, 2161 nucleotides. RefSeq lists its product as uncharacterized. The record is from RefSeq and is a predicted model, not a curated record. Bases 788 to 2161 code for a protein of 457 amino acids. NCBI's taxonomy places the organism in Eukaryota, Metazoa, Arthropoda, Insecta, Diptera, Drosophilidae. The transcript has 7 exons.